Molecule: messenger RNA, 2640 nt
Organism: Manis javanica (Malayan pangolin)
Lineage: Eukaryota; Metazoa; Chordata; Mammalia; Pholidota; Manidae
Gene: ULK3
Product: unc-51 like kinase 3
Biological process (GO): piecemeal microautophagy of the nucleus; protein autophosphorylation; response to starvation
Cellular component (GO): cytoplasm; phagophore assembly site; cytosol
Molecular function (GO): ATP binding; protein serine/threonine kinase activity
Source: RefSeq, a predicted model, not a curated record
CCGGCGGGCGGCGCUGGGGGCAGCGUGGGGUUCGGUCCUGCAGCCGCGCGCUCCCCGCUCGGCUCCCGGCCGGCACCGGGCGCCGGGAACCAGGAAGCGGCGUGGGGCGGCGUGGGGCGCGCGGAAUGGCGGGGCCCGGCUGGGGCCCCCCGCGGCUGGACGGCUUCAUUCUCACCGAGCGCCUGGGCAGUGGCUCGUACGCCACGGUGUACAAGGCCUACGCCAAGAAGGACACACGUGAGGUAGUAGCCAUCAAGUGUGUGGCCAAGAAGAGUCUGAACAAGGCAUCUGUGGAAAACCUCCUGACAGAGAUUGAGAUCCUUAAGGGCGUCCGACACCCCCAUAUCGUACAGCUGAAAGACUUCCAGUGGGACAGUGACCACAUCUACCUCAUCAUGGAGUUCUGUGCGGGGGGUGACCUGUCCCGCUUCAUCCAUACCCGUAGGAUUCUUCCGGAGAAGGUGGCUCAAGUUUUCAUGCAGCAGUUGGCUAGUGCCCUGCAGUUUCUGCAUGAACGGAACAUCUCUCACCUGGAUCUGAAGCCACAGAACAUUCUGUUGAGCUCCUUGGAGAAGCCCCACCUUAAACUGGCAGACUUCGGCUUUGCACAACACAUGUCCCCGUGGGAUGAGAAGCAUGUGCUCCGUGGCUCCCCGCUCUACAUGGCCCCUGAGAUGGUGUGUCAGCGGCAGUACGACGCCCGUGUGGACCUCUGGUCCGUGGGGGUCAUCCUGUAUGAAGCCCUCUUCGGGCAGCCCCCCUUUGCUUCCAGGUCGUUCAUAGAGCUGGAGGAGAAGAUUCGGAGCACCCGAGUUAUUGAGCUCCCUCUGCGGCCCCCGCUCUCCCGAGACUGCCGGGACUUGCUGCAGCGGCUCCUGGAGCGGGACCCCAGCCGCCGCAUCUCCUUCCAGGACUUCUUCGCCCACCCCUGGGUGGACCUGGUGCACAUGCCCAGCGGAGAGAGCCUGGCGCGAGCAACCGCCCUGGCAGUGCAGGCUGUGGAGAAGGACCACGCAGGGGACGCUGCGGCCGCUUUCUCCCUCUACUGCAAGGCCCUGGAUUUCUUCGUGCCUGCCCUCCGCUAUGAGGUGGAUACCCAGAGGAAGGAGGCGAUUAAGGCAAAGGUGGGGCAGUAUGUGUCUCGGGCCGAGGAGCUCAAGGCCAUCAUCUCCUCCAGUCGGGCCCUGCAGAGGCAGGGAACCUCUGCCCGGGACCUGCUCAAAGGGAUGGCCUGUGACAAGCCGCGCCUCCUGGCUGCCCUGGAAGUAGCUGCAGCUGCCACAGCCAAGGAGGAGGAGGCCGGUGGGGAGCAGGAUGCGCUGGACCUGUACCAGCAGGGCCUGGCCGAACUGCUGCUGCUGCUGGCAGCGGAGCCCCCGGGCCGGAGGCGGGAGCUGCUUCACACCGAGGUCCAGAACCUCAUGGCUCGAGCUGAAUACCUGAAGGAGCAGGUCAAGGUGAGGGAGUCUCACUGGGAAGCUGAGACCCUGGACAAAGAGGGGCUUCUGGAGUCUGUUCGAGGCUCCUGCUCCCUGCAGUGACCCCAGAAGAUGACUGGAUGGAUGACUGGAGCUGGGGGACACUCCCAUGCCAACGCCCAGAAUCCUGCAGAGCAGGCUUCCUGGACAGGCAUCUCCGAGAGCCCCCACAUGCCAGGGUGCCCAGCCCCCCUCAGGAUAGUCGUCCCCAGAAGAGGGUCUGACGGCCCAGGUUGUGUGCCGGGAGCACUCGGAGGAGAGCAGAACUCCGGGAAGGUUUCUUUCAUGUGACUUUUGUUACUUGGUGGUUGCUGGGUCCUGAGCCUGUGGAUUUGGGGCAUCAGGCUUUUCUGUGUUUGCUCUGAUAAAGAGGGCAGGGGGCCCCUGCAGGGCAGUUCUGCUCUUGCGCCCUCCCUGCCAGUGGGCAGCCGCACGCUGUGCCUGCCCUGCCCUUCCUGGAAGCCUGUAUUGCAGCGUACCCCCUUCCUUACACCAGAAAGGUCCCUCCCACAUAUGCACUCAGCCCCACAAAGUCACCAGUCCUCCUGGGAGUUGACCCCAACCUACCCUCUCAGUAUUUAAGAUAAUCCUUCAAGCAGGGAAAUAAUAUACUUUGCAGGGGUGGGGCAAUUUUGAGAAACCCAUGCCUUGUUCCUGCCUUGGCCCAGGGGGCCCAUGGGGAAGGGUCCAAAGUCUCCAUCCCUCUUACCGCCAUCCCUCAAUCUCUCUUUGGGGAGCACCCUCCGUUUGCCUUAGAACUGUUCCUGGCCUGGGAAGGGGAGACCUAGGGGCUGCCUGACCCAUCAAGCUUUGGGGGAGCCAGCAAUCUAGGGGACAUGGUUCUAGGUCCGACACUGCUACUGUUCCAGUGUGGGGCCCCAGGCAAGCCCUUCCCCUCUCUGGUCCUAGGUCUCCCCAUCUUUCCAGUGCCACAGCCAGGAUCUCAGCCUCUAACAUGGGCCUUUAGGAGGACAAAGGACUUUAAUCUGGAGACGAAUGUACACACCUAGAGUUAUUUGGGGUUUCUUUUUAAAAAAUUAGAGGGUGUUUGUGAUUUGUAACCCUCUGCUCAAUGCCUCCCUGGCGCAAGAGUUUGUCUUCCCUGCAGGAGGCUGGAUGUAAAGAAUCUAACUCUUGUUUCUCUAUUAAAUUAUUUUCUGAA